CAGCAUUGACUUUUGGUUUUAAACAAAGAAAAGGACACAAACAACUGUAAAACAAGAAAAAAAGAAAGCAUCCAGCAAAACAUGGCUAAAGAAUAAAUUUGGAUUUUUAAGAAAGAGCAUUUUUUAAAUCACAAGUAAGUACUGGGCGGACCACGCUUCCCCUGACAAAUGCUGUUUGAAUCAAGUGGAGACUGGCUUUAGCGAACACGAACAUUCGCUAGCAUUUUGCGCCAUCAUGAACCCGUCCGGUACUUUUGGUAGCUCACAAGGAGGUGCCUUCCAGGCCCCUGGUGGCACCAUGAAGACUAGCCUGUUUGGACAGCCAUUUGGACAGCAGAAUCCAAGCAGCCAAGGGCUCUUUCAGCCUCCCGCGUUUGGACAGCAGCCUGUCAUGAAUCAAUCUGCGGGGCACGGAAAUCCCAUUUUUGGACAAACCCCUGUCUUCGGACAGUCCCAGCCUUCAUCCACGGUGAGUUCGGCUCCAGCUUUUGGACAGCAGCCUCUUGGAACCUUUGGGAAUACCAAUGCAUCAUCUUUUGGACAAAACAGUGUGUCGAACCAGGGCUCAGUUCUAGGACCGGGUUCUGGAUUUGGCCAGCCUCCAGCAUUUGGAGUGACUUCAGCAUUUGGCUCCAAUCCUACUCUUGGGCAGCCCCAGCCUCUUUUCUUCGGACAGACUUCUUUUGGACAAACAUCCUCCACCAGCAGCUCCACCAGUGUAUUUGGUCAGACUCCAAAUAUCACCCAAAGCAGAGGAUUUGGAUCAUCUGAGUUCAGCUUCAAACCAGCCAACGAUGCAAUUUUCAAGCCCAUUUUCAGUGCCAGCCCAGAGCCAACUAACCCCCAAAUCACACCAGUGUCUGGUUCUUCUUUUUGUGCAGCUGGGUCCCAGGUGAGCUCCAGUACAAACGCAGGCUUUUCCUUUUUGACUGGGUCUAAGGCCGGGCCAGCAGGCUUCAACUUGUCACAACCAGCUCCCGUGUCUUCUAGUUCCUCUCAGAACAAUUCUCUGACAACUGCCUGUGGUGAUCAAACCAAAACUCUUCCAUUUUCAUUUUCCCAGCCAGCAGUCCCUCCCAUUUCCAGCACCACAGCUUCCAUCAAAGAACCUACUACCCCAUCAUCCUUUAGCUUCUCACUCAAAAACUUCCAAACUCAACCAACGCCUCUCUCAGUCGGAGCUGGUUUUGAUCAGCUCUCAGCUUUUGGUGAACCCAAAUCUAAAGUAGAGACUAGUUUAGAUAAAAAUGAUAGUAACCUUUCUGGACAAGGUAACUCAAAUAUAUUUAGAGAAUUUAGCAAGGGCACAAAGCGCAAGGAUCCAGCCAUGCCUGUUUUAGGGAUACAGAAGCCGGCUACUGAUCAGGAUGCUCCCUCUAGAGCUGAAUCACCAAGACAACCUUCAAAGAGGCCAUUAAUCAGGUCCCGUGGACAACCAGGAGGGUUACUUAGCAGGGCAUUAAAUGCUAUUCGGAAAGAUCAAAGUAGCUCAGUUAGAAAUGAAGGGCCAAAGGAGAAUCCACAGCAAGCAGGAACUUGGGAGGAGACAGAAAGGAAAGCAGCUCAACCUCAGGAGGAUGACCUGCCUGAAGCAUCCUCCGUGCAAACACCAACAAGGGAUGUGGAGGAACCCACUGAAGAGACAGUUUUGUUAGAAACAACUCCAGAGACAAAAGCUGAGAUGUCCACUCCUGCGAGUCGUGGUGAACGGAGUGAAAGCUUGGAUAGCCUGGGUGGGAUGUCUCCCAGUGAGCUCACUAACAUCAUGUGUAGAAAUAUUCCUCAAGAGCUCAAUAAAAGGAAUAAGAUCGAGAAGCAUUUUGCUCGUUUCGGAAAAGUUUGCAAGGUUCUCUGCCGGCCUGCAAAGAAUCUGGCCAUUGUAUAUUUUAAUGACCACGCAGCAGCUGCCAAAGCAAAGAAGAGGGGCAAAGUUUUUGAUAAACACGAGCUCCUCAUCCUCUGGAUGAAGAAAAAGCACAGUCCAGAAAACAAAGGAAGCCGGCCACCAGCAGAAAAGGAGACACAAGGAGAAAAUCCACAAGUUGUAGAGUCCAUGUCAGCUUCCUCCCCACUAAGAGCCCCUCGCCUCAGACCUCCUGCUCUGAGCAACUCUCUCGCCUUAAGUCACAGUUCUCCAGUAAGGAGGGCCUCCCCAGCCAAAGUUUUGCAGUUCGAUGCAGAUUCCCAGAAGGAGAUCAAGACAGAGAGUCUGAGCUCAGAGCGCCCCGUGCCCUCCUCCCUUCUCCCCCUGAUCGGUCAGGUGGCAGAGACAGCGGAGGAGAAGUUCCGCCUCUUGGAGCAAAGGGACAAAAUCCUGCGGCAAGGUCGAUCCAAGCGGACAGACCUCGACUUGGCUUUUGUUGGAACGUGCCCCGACAUGUGUCCAGAGAAAGAACGAUACAUGAGGGAAACCCGGAACCAGCUAAGUGUCUUUGAGGUCAUCCCAAACACAGAGAUGGUCAAUCACACUGCAGCCAUCAAGGAGUACAGCCGCUCAUCAGCUGAUCAAGAAGAGCCUCUCCCUCAUGAGCUACGCCCCUUGCCUGUGCUGAAAAUGACCAUGGACUACCUGGUGACCCAGAUCAUGGACCUGGGUCAAGACAACUAUCGAGAUUGGUACGACUUUGUUUGGAACAGAACACGGAGUAUCCGAAAGGACAUCACCCAGCAGCGGCUCUGCUGCCCACAGACGGUAUCACUGAUUGAGAAGUGCACUCGCUUCCACGUGCACUGCGCCCACCACCUCUGUGAAGAGCAUAUGUCGUCCUUUGACCCCAAAAUCAACACUGAAAACAUGACAAAAUGCCUCCAAAGUCUGAAAGAAAUGUAUGAGGACCUAGCAGCACAUCAAACCUUCUGUCCCAGCGAGGCAGAGUUCCGCCAGUACAGUGUGCUGCUAAAACUCAAUGAUGGCGACAUCCUACGUGAGGUGCAGCAGUUCAGAGACGAGGUGCGCAACUCUCCCGAAUUGAAGUUUGCUGUUCAGGCUUUUGCUGCCGUCAACAGCAACAACUUUGUCCGUUUCUUCAAACUGGUGAAAGGAGCUUCUUAUCUCGCCGGCUGCCUCCUGCACAGAUACUUCAAUCAGGUCAGAGCAAAGGCACUUAAAGUUCUAAACAUGGCUCUCACUGUGGGUCCACGCUCCACACCUCUGCCAGUAGAAGAUGUGGCUCGGAUGCUGAUGUUCCCAAACUCAGCUGAGGCGACCGACUUUGUCCAGCAGUUUGGCCUCAAUGUCACCGAUGGGAUGGUGGAGUUGAGUCGUGUUGUCUAUCAGGAGCCGGAAAUUCCCCCGUCUCCCAAGAGAUCAGCGGUCAUCAUUGCAAAGAAAACGGUGUUGAAUGGGGAGGUUGUAAAUGGAGGCCCUCUCCCCAUCCCACCCCAUCACACACCACAGUGUAGCUUUGAUCUCCAAAAUAAAUAUCGUGGAGAACUGCCUACUUCGAACUUCAUUAAAGUCACUCCUGUCAGUGCGGACUUUGCAGCACCACCCAGUAAAGAGCUGUUCACUCACUUUGAGGAUUCAGCUUCCUUUCCUCCAUCUGUUUCGAGUGAAACUGGAGAGACUGGUGGAUCCCACAGUCCUCCAGGCCAGCUCACAGAACCACAGCAACUGUUCCCAUUCAUCUCUCAACCCGAGCCGGUCAAACCGCCAUCACCUCCGCCUGAACCUCAGCCGAUGUAUAGUGAUGAGGACAUUAUGGCUGAGCUUGAUUGUGUGAUAGAAGAGGUAGUAAAAGCUGAGGUGAAAGAGGUCACAGAUGAAGGAGCCGCCUACAUCGCAGCAGCUCUUCAAGAAAGCAAUGUCCAGGUCGAGUCCGUGGUCAGUGAGGUGGUCCAACGACUGUUGCAAGAGAUCUCGUCCAGCGAGGUCAAGAUAGAGCAAGAGCGAGUCGCCGAAGAGAAACGCAGACUUGAAGAGGCGAGAUGGAGGCAGGAGCACGAGGCUUUCCUAGCUCAGUUCAGCUCUUCUCUCUGUACUGAGAUCAUCCAUGAAAUAUUGGACGAGACCAUACAAGAGACGGUGUCCUCUGAGAUCCAGGAAGCUGUGAAUGAGAAAGCAGAGCGUUUGGCCAAAUGCACAGAGCAGAUCUGCAACAGUUUGGUUGAGGAGACUUUGAAUACAGACAUUGCUAUGUUGGUCGAUGACCUUCUGGAAGCCGAGUUGCAGCGAAUCUACAAGUACAUUAAAAGAUGGCGUGAUGUGGUAGCAGUUCGUCGUCAGCUAAAGAGACAGAUGAGAGGGUUUCCUGCAGCUCCCUGCUGUGUUGACCCUUGUUUUAAGUUGAAGGCCCUGGCUCCCAGCGCCCCCACACAGCCCUCUCUGGCAGAUUUGGCUCGUGGGAUGGUCAACCUGGGAAAUGCCGGCUCCUUAACGCUGUCCAGCACAAGGUUGUUAGAAAUGAGACAAGAAGUCACGCACCAGAUGAGAGUCCAUUACUACUUUCAGCAGCUGCUUGAGAAACACGUAUGGGCGCCACUCGACCUGGUAUCACUGGUGACUGAAAAUAUUCCCAUCGCACACGACCGGAUCUUCUGGAAAGCUCUUCUCCUCUUACCCAGUGACCAGGAAAGCGCAGCCAGCAUGGCUAACAGGGUUCUGUCGGACUGGCUGGAGGCUAAACUUGGUGGUGAGCAGCAGUCUGAGGAGCAUCUGGAUGGCUCUCUGUGGACGCUGUGUGUCACCAAUGCGCUGCAGGAGAGCGGACGGCGUACGCAGAAAGUCCAUAUUGCUGUUAAGGCGUCCCGAGGCCCCCUGACUGAUAACAAUCUGUCCAGAGUGGAGCGGUGUUCUGAGCUUCAGGGGACUGGAGCCCUGAUUCUGUUGGUCCCUGCGCUGCCUGUUUUCGAGCCCGGGCUGCAGGACCAGGGUGUUCCAGAUUCUCUGCUGUCUGCCUUGCUUCAGCUUAAACAGCUGCAACAGGUCAACACCUGGCACUGCCCGCUGCCUUUGGUCAUUCUAGUGCCAGGCCCUGACGGCGGUGCCUCUUACACAAAUAAGCUUGAAAAAGCUUUGAGGUUACACACCCUGAUGACGGAAGGCCUGAUUUCCGAGUUUACGUUCGUCUUCAUACCAGAAACCAGCAACGACCUUCAGGGAUCCAAGCAGCUAAGCCAGGCUUUGAGCUGGCUCUUGGCCCGGGCUACACCCCCCCUCUCACUUUCAUGCCAAACACUGAUGCAGCUCAUUGAAACCAGCUUAGGUCGUGAGUUAGAUCCCAGAGUUUUUGCGAUCCGCCAGGAGCGAGCCACUGCACACCUCCUGCCCCAAGAGCCAGCACCCAUCAUCCGGCUGUAUAAUGCCAUUUUGGAUCAUGUUGCGGACACAGUGGCAUCCCAGCAUCUUUGUAGACUCUCUUGGCCACCAGGUGAAUUCUCCUUACCUCACACCCGUAGCUUUGUCCCUCACCUGGCCUGGAACUCUGUAGAGCAUCUGGCCUGGCUGCGAAAAGCCAUCCUCAGCCUGCAGCUGCCAGAGUGGGAACCACUGCCUCCUACAGAUUCAUGGUCGGAACUUUGCUCCUUCAUUUUUCACUAUGCGGCUAAGAUCCCAGCAUCACAUCUCAGUCAACCUCUCCUAAAAUCGCGUCUGGAGAAUCUUCUGGAAAGAGUCAGGGUCAAAACUCAUCUCACCCAAACUUGUGGAUUCAGAGGGAACAUGGAGUAUAACAGCAGAGCGCAAAGCCAGAGCAUUAGUCAGAUUCCCUGGGAUGACGUGGUGAUGAUCUGCAUCGACCACAAACUGAAAGACUGGCAAAGACCUGAAGAAUCUGUGUGUGAGGAUGCCUUGACAGCGGGUGGAGACAUCCUGGUUUACUUUUCUGCUGAGUCGUUGAAGGAUUUUCGGGCACCUGAAGAUUGGACUGAGGCGGUGCGAAAGACGCAUGAAGAGAAGAAACAGGAAAAGAAUUGGAUGAGCACAGCUGAUUUUGCCACAUCGGACACUUUUUCCCUGGGACAAAAGCUUUUCCACAGUCCACUGGAUGCCGAUGAAGCAUCAGUAACCCCGCUAGACGUCACCCACGUGCCCACAACACAGGAGCGGCAGGCCCACAAGUUCCUCCAGAGCUUAGAGGAGGAGAAGGCUGAAAGCAAAAGGAGUAUAGAAAAGCUUCAACGCUGGCUAAAUGGCGAGCCACUGGAGCACUUAUCCACACCGCUCUUCAUUCCUUCAUCCACACUGUUGUCCAUGCCACUCACAAUAAAGCAGCUGUCCUCAGACGAGACUGGAGUCUCUCCUUUAUCCCAGGGGGCGGAUGAGGAACCAGAGAGAGCAGAGUUGAAAAAGACAACUACAUCCAUCUCAUGGAAGCUUCAGGAUUUGGAGCGACAGAUCUCAUUGGGUCACGAGGAGGAGGUUGCCUGCAGUUUGAAGCUGAGCGGUCUGCGUAGCAUUGUGGAUGACUGACCAGCUCAGAAAGAAGUGUCCCAUCAACUUCAACAUAGAUCUUAUAUUCUAUGAAAGAUGAUUUUAGAUUUGUCCUUCUUGUUUUUUUGUGUCAAAUUCACUAUUAGCAAAUGAGUUUCUAUUAAAGUCUUUGUGUUUGAGAGAACAAAUCAAAGAUUUUUGCUUUAUUUUAUUUUAUUUUAAUGCUGACUUUGACGAUAUUCUUGGUCUGCUUAUGUCUGAGGAGAGAAAGGAGAAAUGUUGAAUAAAUGAGAACGUAAAACACUGAAA
This is a messenger RNA of Oryzias latipes (Japanese medaka), 6679 nucleotides long. It is a transcript of the gene mcm3ap, whose product is annotated as minichromosome maintenance complex component 3 associated protein. Gene Ontology annotation, biological process: mRNA export from nucleus. Gene Ontology annotation, molecular function: RNA binding. NCBI's taxonomy places the organism in Eukaryota, Metazoa, Chordata, Actinopteri, Beloniformes, Adrianichthyidae. Gene Ontology annotation, cellular component: nucleus; cytoplasm; transcription export complex 2. The record is from RefSeq and is a predicted model, not a curated record.